This is a messenger RNA of Penicillium salamii, 987 nucleotides long. Lineage: Eukaryota; Fungi; Ascomycota; Eurotiomycetes; Eurotiales; Aspergillaceae. The record is from the annotation of a GenBank genome assembly.
AUGUCAUCACAUACCUCAGCUUCGGAACUUGUUCCUCGAGCUGAUAUCCUGCUGGAUAUUUCAAAAGCUACAACCUCGCCCGGUCCCCGGCUCCUUGCUGAGGCGUCCCCUCUCCCAUUGACAACGACUUUCACACCAGCAAGUGAAUGCCUCAAUGAUUUUUGGUUGUUCCAGUCUUUUGUUGGGAUCAUAGACUCGUCGAGCUACUCAACCCGCUGGGCAAAUCUUGGUCCCGAGGAUACUAAAAAAUGCCUACCAUCGGGCUGGGUGCCAUCGACAUUCUAUUCACCUGGGCUUGUCUGUCCGAGUGGGUGGGCAAUGGCCCCUGGGAGUACGAUAAAACAAGAUGAGACCACUGCGACCUGUUGCCCAAUUCACCAACCAAGUAGCUUGACAUUUACACAACGAUCCCCGACGAGUGGUGAAACGAGACCGUGGCACAGUAGCGAGGUCUGCGCUUUCGGUGCUCCCACCAACAUACCCCACACGUAUACGGCCACACCAACACCUGGUAUUACAACCUCAGCAAGGGCUACUGCGACAGCAAAGAAGGAUGGUUGGAAUGCAUAUGGAAUUGAGCUUCGUUGGAAAGUUACUGACCUAGUCUCCAUUACGUCCAUGUCUGUUCCAGCCGCAUCAUCUGCCACACCAUCCGCUACAUCAUCCGCUACGGCACUACCAACAGCCCAACAGCAACCAGAAGAAUCCUCGGGACUAUCCACCGGUGCUAAAGUAGGAAUAGGCAUUGGAGCUGUAGCUGGUGGCAUACUGGUCAUUCUUGCAGUCGGAUAUCUGUUUAUGCGUGGUCGAAGGUCCCCGAGCCAAGAUAUGAGUGAACCUAUUGCAAAUUCUCGGCACGAACUCGAGGGGCCCCGGAAUCAAAGAUACGAGUUGAGUUCCGGUCCUUUCCUGGGAUCCAAUGGUCCUCAGGCCUCAUCGAAGCCACCCUCAGCACCAGCUGAGUUGGAGGGACGCAUUGAAAGAUGA